CGCGAUUCUCGAUCGUUCCCCGACACCUGGCGGAAGGUAUAAAAAGCGAGCACUCCACUUUGGCCGGUUAGAUCAAAAACCUCUUGCUCUUAUCAGCAGUGUUCUUGGUGUUCUUUUUCAGUGAGCGGCUUCUCGGUUGUGUUGCUUUUCUAAAUCGAAUCUUUUGGCAAGAUAUAUUGUGUUUGAUCAAGUAAUGGCGUUGUCUAGCUUAUUCGACGACUUUCCUCUGUUGAGUUGGGACAAUGGUCACCGACGUCGUGCUCGUGGAAGACCCCUGCUUAUCAAUAUUUUGGACAGUUUGGAAGACACACUCGACCAGAAGGUUGGCCAUGUUUUCCGACGCUUGCCGAGUGCUUUACUGGAUUUAGAAGACGACUACGAGAGGAGUGGAAAUGGAAGAAAACGCAAGCUGCGUUCCGAAUCGACCCUUUCCCCGUAUGAGCCCAAGUCGAAAGUAUUGGUGUCUUCAAAGGACAAUAAAUUCAAGAUUAGUAUGGACACUGCCAACUACCAACCGGAGGAAAUCACCGUCAAAAUUGUGAACGACAAAAUUGCCAUCUCCGCUAAACACGAAGCCAAAGGUAAAGAUGUCUACGAGUUCAGUGAAAUGUACCGUUCGUUCGAUUUACCAGAUAACGUGGAUCCGGCCACUGUGACAUCUCAUCUUAGUGCUAAUGGACAGCUGACCGUCGAAGCUCCUUUGAAAGCUCUUGAGGAGUCUUCGACUACAAGGAAUAUACCUAUUACUUUUGAAAAUAAGGAGAAGGAGUCGAACGCCGCGAAAACACCUACAAAGGACCAAAGCCAGGACAAGGAGUGAGUUGAGGACUUGUGCUAUAUUUUGAUACGUACCAAUGUGUUCCUUUCAUUUUUUUGAUGUUCAAUCUUCCCAUUGUAUUUAAACUCAUUAAUUUGAAACAUUCCGUUUGAGUUUAGAGUUCUUAAAAUAUCGAUCUUUUUGUGAUUUUCAUAGUUUCUAAUUCUACUUCUGUUUUAUUUUGAUACAACUUGUCAACGUGCUCCUUUCAUUUUGUGAUGUUCAAUCUUCUCAUUGUACUGAAACUCAUUAAUUUGAAACGGUCAUUUUGAG
Uloborus diversus is the source of this 1090-nucleotide messenger RNA. RefSeq names its product protein lethal(2)essential for life-like. NCBI's taxonomy places the organism in Eukaryota, Metazoa, Arthropoda, Arachnida, Araneae, Uloboridae. Gene Ontology annotation, biological process: response to heat; protein refolding. Gene Ontology annotation, molecular function: protein folding chaperone. The coding region runs from base 194 to 820 and encodes 208 amino acids. The record is from RefSeq and is a predicted model, not a curated record. The transcript has a single exon.